AUUCAGGGCUGCUCAUUCUUGGUGUCAAGAACUCAGGAAUUCUUGCAGUAUUUUUUAAAUGUUGCUGCUUCUGUUUUUUUUGAGCUGUCUCAUCUCUAGUAGUUUGAGAGCUAAGCAACAUGGAAAUGUCAAAUUUCCUGGAGAAUGGGAAUAUUCCCAAGGAAGCAAACAAUUCACGAUGCAAUUGGAUGAACCUUUGCACUUUGGCAGCUCUGGUUCUUUUAAUACUGGUUGUGGUUCCACUUUUGAUAGCCAGCUCUCUGUGCCUUCAUAGCCAGUCUCCGAAGAUCUGUUGGGCUCAUGCAACUUUACCUUCAGAAGAUCAUGAUGGUCACAUCAUAUGGAAGUGGAACUUGACAGACUGCAGUAGCUUCAUAAGGAAUGGCUCUGACCAAAAGCUGGAGAUCCUGCAGAGUGGCAUGUACUUCAUCUAUGCCCAGGUGACCCGCAUAAAGACAAUAGAAGGUUAUUUUACGAUGAUGCUGUACAGAGAUCAGAAUAUUCUCCUCAACCAGAUAACUGGGACAAAUUCUGGGGAGGACACUGCCUCCAUCAAUUUCGGGAGACCUUAUUUUCUGAGCAAGGGGGAGAAACUGUUCUGUAGGGUCAAUAAUGGGCUUGGACACAUCUCAACAGAAAAUCAGACUUACUGGGGGCUGUACAAAAUGUAACAGACUUCUACUCGGAGUCAGCUUCCCUCACCCUCCAAAGAACAUUAGGAAUCUAACCUCUGAAUCUGAAAUGUUUGCAAUUUCUCUGCAUCAAACUCAAGACGUGUUUUGGGCUUUCUCAUCUUCCUGUUGAAGUGAUUCAGGGUACACGCUCAACAAGACGUGAAUGUGCGACUCCAGUAAUGACAUCAGAUUGUCACAAGUUAUGGGAGGAAGACACUUUUAGAACAACAGUGUGAACAAAGAAAAGUAAUACCUUGAUGUGUUAGAAAUGUUAGUUCUAAAAUCCCAGGCAAAUAAGUCACUAUGUUCUGCCUAUUCUGCACUGGUAAACAGUUUCACUCCUUGGCUGGCUGCCUUUCCAUGCAGGGUGAAAGUGAUUAUCGUUUGUAUAUUUUGUGAAGUGCCUUGGGGAUCUGUGGAUAUGAAAGAUGCUAUGUCAAUGUAAUGUAUUAUACACAUACUGUACAUAACCUGGACAAAAAAUGGCCUGUCUGGGAUUGAGGGACCAACAUGUUUAAAGGCAAAUGGAAUAGAGGGACAAUUCCUAGCUCCCAUCCAGGGCUUCAGUGGAACAUCCUCUCCUUUCUGUCCCCUUUUCUCCUCACAUACGUACCUAAUUUUAAUAAGGGAAAAUGCAUUUCCCCUCAGUGCAAAUCCAGCCCCAUCAUCCCUGGGGAUUAACACCGUUUAGGAGUUUUGCAUUCAGAAUGAAUGCAAACUAUAUUUUCUCUUUGAACCAUUGAGUCCAAUGCUGGAGUAUUGAAGGUGUCUAUAUUAAGAUUCAGGGUUCCAUUGACCCUCAACAUUUUCUAUCAGACAGUGCUGUAACAUGGAACUUAAUAGUGCAGAUAAAGUCACACAGAGCAGCAUCUGGACUGGACAGGGACCAGGCUUCAAAUUCUCUUAUUGUCUAUAGCUGCGUUGUGCAGUAUAAGCAGAUGUAACAUUUGUCAUUGAAAGGAAGUGGAGUACCCAUAUCUCUAUUGAUGAGAGGACACACCUGUAGAACUAAAGGAAGAGAAGGAGUGUGAUCUACUGGGGAGAGCUGAGGAUUGAGAUAGUAGAGGAGCAUAGGCUACAGCUCAACAAAGUCACUGUGUGACUUUGGGUAAGGCACUGUGGUUGUGCCUUAGCUUCUCCUCACUAAGUCAGGUAUAACAAUAUCUUUACCUACCUCACAGAGAUGUUGUGAGGCUGAAUAAACGGACAUUGUAAAGUUCUUGGAGAUCCUCCGAUUCCCUGUUCUAUCACUGUGGUUGGUCACACAGUCGGGUUUUUUGUUCCUUGAUUAGCUGUCCUAGGGCAAGCUCCUCUGAUGGGUAUAUGCUUGUUUUCACAGAAAUAGCCAUAUUUGCAUCAAUAAAGCCUCCCCAAUCAUUCUUUGAAACAAAUUACAGCUUCAUGGAUUUUCACAGACAAACAAAUGAAUACAAGCACUAUUGGACUGAAUCAUGAUUUAGGGUUAGUUUGAUGCAAUGUGGUUGUUAUGAUUUUAUUUUCAGUGUAUUCCAACAUUAAAUAUUAUGGAGCCUGCUUUACAGAAGUGGCUGCCAUUUUGUGUUCAUUUCAGUGCAGACCAUUAAAGAGGAGACACAAACAUAUAUACACAGUUCUCUCUCAUGGAGACUUUACCUUCAUUCUUUCUUGUUUAGUUAAUUAUCCUUAAUCUAGAAUAAAAUUUUUCAGAAUAAAA
Molecule: messenger RNA, 2367 nt
Organism: Dermochelys coriacea (leatherback sea turtle)
Lineage: Eukaryota; Metazoa; Chordata; Testudines; Dermochelyidae
Gene: TNFSF18
Product: TNF superfamily member 18
Exons: 3
Coding region: 120-671 (183 amino acids)
Biological process (GO): tumor necrosis factor-mediated signaling pathway; immune response; T cell proliferation involved in immune response
Cellular component (GO): membrane
Molecular function (GO): tumor necrosis factor receptor binding
Source: RefSeq, a predicted model, not a curated record